AUGUUAUUUGAAAUUUGGUCGACAUUUCCAAUAAACACAAGAAGACAGUCCACCAUAUUUCCACUUAUCAUCGUUAACAAAACUGUAUUAUCAGCUAUACUGGAUUAUAAUGUUUGUGUCGUUACAGGAGAACUCCACGUCCCGUUAGAAGUAUGCGGUGCCGUGGUGAAGCGAGAGCUCGACUACUGGCAUGUCAACCAGUACUGCAUCAAAUCCUGCUGCUGGCGACACUACCGUUCAUACAUCGAGAACAGAGCCAUUCUCGACUCGUUCAACCGAAGCCUCGAAAAUGAACGAGUUCAGAUCAACAUCAAUGACUACGUCGGAUGGAAACAGUUACAAAUGAAAAUUUGGCUCAUUCUGGAAUAUCCGCGGACAUCGCGAAUAGCCAUGGUAUAUGGUGUGGUGUCGCUAUUGUUCGUCAUUGUGUCCAUCCUCGGGUUUUGCCUGGAGUCGCUUCCGAUGUUAAAGAAGCCAUUAAAAAACGUCACCGUUAGCGUUAAUAGCACAGGGGGCUGUGAAGGAGCAGGUGCGCAAGUCAUGACUCAAAACGAGGCUCUAAAUAUCCUUGACAUCAUUUGUACUGUAUAUUUCACAAUCGAAUUGGCAAUAAGAUUCUGUUUUGCUCCGGGGAAAAUAAAAUUUGUUCGCUCUAUGAUGAAUGUCAUAGACCUGUUAGCGUUAGUUCCACUGUAUAUGCAACUUAUCUUCAAUACGAACGAAUUACAAUCUUGUUAUGUAAACGAACGUCUGGUUAUUGAGAUCAUGUUCCUGUUAAGAAUAGUGAGAAUGUUUAGAAUAAUGCACCUCGUGAAACACUACCAAGCAUUGAAGAUAUUGGUUUAUGCUCUCAAAGCCAGUGUUCAAGAGUUGCUCAUGCUUGCUAUAUUCCUCCUGAUCGGCAUGCUUGUGUUUGCAUCCAUGAUUUACUAUGCAGAACGAAAGGACGCUGUUCGUCCUAGUGAUACGUUCAACACAAUUCCAAUGGGAUUUUGGUGGGCCCUUAUUACUAUGACUACAGUAGGGUACGGUGACGUUUUCCCAACCCAGCCUAUCGGUUACGUUGUAGGGGCCGCUUGUGCUGUUAGCGGUGUAUUGAUGCUAGCGCUUACCAUUCCUGUUAUAUCACACAACUUCACGCUCUUUUACACGCAUGUGCGAUCACGUGGUACAAAGGAGGAGGAGCGGGACAGGUACAGAGACAGUAUGAGCACGUGUGUGAACAACCCUUUCAUGGAGGAUACUGCAACUGUAAAUUCGGAAGAGGACGGAUACGGAACAAUUUCAUUGUUAGAAGAAAAGAACAAAUCGUCUGAAUCCGUUUUAGACACAUACAUGAACGGUCAUGCAACACUUAAGCACUUUCCAGGAAGAAAGUCUCCUAAAUAUAAACACUUCAAAAAGAUUCCAGAAGCUACAUCAUUGAAUGAUAUAAUCAUUCGUAAUUCGGAGUUUGACAUCACUGGACCUGAAAGUGAUAAAGCUAGGUCUGACGACGGGGUUGCUUAUGCAGGGGAAACAUUAUUGUAA
Messenger RNA from Mizuhopecten yessoensis (Yesso scallop), 1530 nucleotides. Its product is annotated as potassium voltage-gated channel subfamily C member 3-like. Lineage: Eukaryota; Metazoa; Mollusca; Bivalvia; Pectinida; Pectinidae. Gene Ontology annotation, molecular function: delayed rectifier potassium channel activity. The record is from RefSeq and is a predicted model, not a curated record. Gene Ontology annotation, cellular component: membrane; voltage-gated potassium channel complex. The transcript has 2 exons. Gene Ontology annotation, biological process: potassium ion transmembrane transport. The coding region runs from base 1 to 1530 and encodes 509 amino acids.